AUGAAUUUCUUUCGAUCUGCUCUAUGCUUGCUUCUCCCAGUACUAUUGGCCACGAUCCAGUCGGUGCAGUCCAACGAUGAGGACAACAAUGACUUGACAAUGGAAGAAGCCGCAGCGCUGCUGGAACUUGCCACGGCAUACAAUCGCGAUGGGACGGAUUACUUUUGUUCGUUGGGCAAUCAUCGUCCACAUGGUCUUUCGUGCAAGGCACCCUACGCUUCCUGGGAUUCUCUGACCGACAAGUCCUACUACAGCCGUCAUCUUCCUCCUGCCGAUCCCCAGUGGGUGGAGAGUCUGCCACCCAUGGAAGAUGUGACGGAGCAGUUGUUUCGCACUAAGAAUGGACAGCGCAAAGAGGCAUCCCGCAGCACCAUGAUGUUUGCCACCUUUGCGCAGUACGUGGUGGAAUCCAUUAUUGCCACUGGCUUUAAUCCGGAAACGGGUACACCGGCCUACGAAAAGUACGAAGGAACCCAUCAGAUUGACCUCAUGCCGCUCUAUGGAAGGACCGUGGAACAGACCAAUGCACUUCGCCUUCAGGACAAUACACAGGGAUUCAAGGGGCGGCUCAAGUCACAAGUGCUCCACGAAGAAGAGUACUCACCCUUUCUGUAUGAUAAAGAUGGAACUGUCGAUCCGCAAUUCUUGCCUCUUGUGGAAGAAUAUACGACACAGUUUCCCGGUGGUGGCGCCACCAAUCGUCGCUGUCGAGCACUCCAAUUCACGGACAAUAGUACCUUUUUUGCCAUGGGACACAUGGAUGGGAAUCUGCUGCCCAACAUUGUGGCGCUCAACACGCUUUUUCUUCGCGAACACAACCGCAUUGCCGGCGAACUGGAGACACUGUAUUCUGACUGGGACGACGAACGAGUCUUUCAAACGGCCCGCAAUAUCAAUAUUGUCCUUUACAUCAAACUGAUUGUGGACGAGUACAUUCAGCACAUUAGCUUUUUGCCAAUCUACUCGCUCGAUGUCGGUCCGUGGAUGUGGAAUGCCACAUGGAACAAGGAAAACUGGAUUUCCGCCGAAUUUUCGGUGCUCUAUCGCUUUCAUGCCAUGGUCCCCAGCACGUUGCAUUUUGGCGGAGAACAGAUUCCACUCAUGCAAAGUUUGGGACGCAACGACUUGUUUGUCGAUGGCAUCCUCAACUUGCGAGAGACCUUUGAAGACUUGAGCGCCCAGAAAGCCAUGUCCAUGGAACCCUUUAAUACGGACACCUUUCUAUUGCCGCGGGAAACCGAGGCACUUCGCAUGUCCCGUGCACUCGGCUUUCGGUCCUACGCCGAAUACGCCGAGUACUGGGGAUACGAAGAGCGACCCAAAACGUUCGAGGAUAUUUCCACCGAUCCACAAGUAGUGGCCACGCUAAAGGAGUUGUACCCUACCGUGGAUGAUGUCGAGUACUAUGUCGGUCUGAUUGCCCAAGACCAUCGGACCAAUGGUGUCUUUGGAGGCAAUCUCAUGGCGGCGGUGGCGUUGGAUGCCUUUAGUCAAGUCUACACCAAUCCACUGCUGAGUCGAAACUUGUGGAAGGAAGAAACGUUUAGUGGAUACGGUUGGAAACUGAUUCAUGAAAAGCAAACACUGGAGACACUUUUGCAACGCAAUGUACCCGAUGCGGAGGGCCUGGCAUAUAUUGGAAUGGGAAACAAUGCCCCGCUGCCCAACAUUGCCGGUGGUGGUAGUUCAAAGGCAAAUGAGGACCCCGUUGUGGAAGCGACUACUCUGGAGAAUGCAGGAACUGCGUCAUCGGCAUCCACAGUGGCAAUCCAUUCACUACUGGGAGUCAUCCUUGUAGCUCUUUCCGUCCUUGCAUAG
Molecule: messenger RNA, 1818 nt
Organism: Seminavis robusta
Lineage: Eukaryota; Bacillariophyta; Bacillariophyceae; Naviculales; Naviculaceae
Source: the annotation of a GenBank genome assembly